Pteropus alecto (black flying fox) is the source of this 2157-nucleotide messenger RNA. RefSeq names its product olfactomedin like 2B (gene OLFML2B). Bases 178 to 2148 code for a protein of 656 amino acids. Lineage: Eukaryota; Metazoa; Chordata; Mammalia; Chiroptera; Pteropodidae. The record is from RefSeq and is a predicted model, not a curated record. Gene Ontology annotation, biological process: signal transduction. The transcript has 10 exons.
AUGACCAGGGUCUCCGGGGCGCGCCCGCCUGCCCCGCUCGGCCGCACCCAGCUGGAGAAGGCGCCCUGAGCAGCCACCCUCCCGGUCCCACCCAGACGCCCUCCCGCCCCAGCCCCUGCCAGGACCCGGACCCCAGCCGUUCUCCCAGGGGGCCCAAGCCCCUUCCUGUCGUCCCUCAUGGCCUGGCUCCUGCCGCUGGUCCUCUGCCUCGCUCUGGGUGUGGCUCCGGGCUGCGUGUCCCGCGUUGCCCCUGCGGGCACCAGCGAGCCCCCGGGCGCGCAGACGGGGGCUCCCGCGGAGGACGAGACCCUGCAGAACGAGGCGGACAACCAGGAGAACGUCCUGUCGCAGCUGCUGGGAGACUAUGACAAGGUGAAGGCCGUGGCCGAGGGCUCCGACUGCCAGUGCAGGUGUGUGGUGAGGCCCCUGGGCCGGGACGCCUGCCAGAGGGCCGCCGAGGGGACCGCCAGGAAGGAGGAUGUCUACACCGUGGAAACCAUCACCUCCGGCUCGUCCUGCAAGUGUGCCUGCGUGGCUCCGCCGUCUGCCCUCAACCCCUGCGAGGGGGACUUCAGGCUCCAGAAGCUCCGGGAGGCCGACAGCCGGGAUUUGAAGCUGUCCACCGUCAUAGACAUGCUGGAAGGUGCGCUCUACGGCCUGGACCUGCUGAAGCUGCACUCGGUCACCACCAGGCUGGUGGGGCGCGUGGACAAGCUAGAGGAGGAAGUUUCCAGAAACCUCACCAAGGAAAACAAGCAAAUCAGAGACGACGUGGAGGGAAUUCGAACUGAGAUGAACAAGCGAGACAGAGAGAAGUGUUCCCGGGACGUCCCGGAGCGCGGCCCGGACGCCCGCUCAGCCGUGCAGCUGGACGCGGCACUCGGCCCGUGGGGUCUGGGGACAUGGGAGGACGGCGGGCAGGCGGGGACUGAUCGUGGCGCCCGCCCCCGCCCCAAGCCAGCUCCAGGCCAGAAGCUGUGCACAAGGACAGCUGGUAACUCCCUGGCCUCGCCCAUGAUGACCACUUCGAUGCUUUUGGGAAAUCCUCCCCGUGUCCCCCCCGAGGAGCAGUACGAGGAGCGGUUUCUGCGGGAGGAAACCGUGUCCCAGCAGGUCAACGCCAUCGAGCUGCUGCAGACGCGGCCCCUCGCGCCGCCCGAGGCGCGGCGGCCACAGCGGCCCCUGCAGAGGCGGGUCCUCCUGCGGGAACGAGACCCGCAGCCCACUCCCAGUGCCUGCGGCCCCCGGACAGGCUCCCCGGCCCUGCGCCCGCCACCCGCAUCUGCCCCCUGCACCCUCUGCCCCACUGGCACGGCGUCCCCCAGCCCUGCCCCGGGCGCCGACGAGGACGACAUCCGGAACGUCAUAGGACGGUGCAAGGACACCCUGUCCACAAUCACGGGGCCCACCACGCAGAACACGUACGGGCGGAACGAAGGGGCCUGGAUGAAGGACCCCCUGGCCAAGGACGAGCGCAUCUACGUGACCAACUACUACUAUGGCAACACGCUGAUGGAGUUCCGCAACCUGGAAAGCUUCAAACAGGGCCGCUGGAGCAACUCGUACAAGCUGCCCUACAGCUGGGUGGGCACCGGGCACGUGGUGUACGGCGGCGCCCUGUACUACAGCCGCGCCUUCACCCGCAACAUCAUCAAGUACGACCUGCGCCUGCGCUUCGUGGCCGCCUGGGCCCUGCUGCACGACGUGGCCUACGCCGAGGCCACGCCCUGGAGCUGGCACGGCCACUCGGACGUGGACUUCGCCGUGGACGAGAACGGCCUGUGGCUCAUCUACCCGGCCCUGGACGACGGGGGCUCCAGCCAGGAGGUCAUCGUCCUGAGCAAGCUGGACGCCGCCGACCUGAGCACGCGGAAGGAGACCACGUGGCGCACGGGGCUGCGCCGCCACGUGUUCGGCAACUGCUUCGUCAUCUGCGGGGUGCUGUACGCCGUGGACAGCCGCAGCCAGCGCAACGCCAACAUCUCGUACGCCUUCGACACGCACACCAACACGCAGACCGUCCCGCGGCUGCUGUUCGAGAACGAGUACGCCUACACCACCCAGGUGGACUACAACCCCAAGGACCGGCUGCUCUACGCCUGGGACAACGGCCACCAGGUCACCUACCACGUCAUCUUCGCCUACUGACCGCCGGCG